AGUGGUGGGCGUCGGCGGGGGUGCGUUGGUGCACUCUUGUUGUAUCGCGUAUCUGUUCAGAAAAUGGCCCCCAAAAAGCGCGAUCGUGAAGAAGAAAAUGGAAGGACAAUUUCCACAGAUCAGUUGAAGCAGGAUCACGAGAUGUUCCUCCAGGCAUUUGAAAAGCCAACCCAAAUAUACAGGUAUCUACGGGCUCGAACCCUUGUUUCGCCACUUUUUCUGCACAGAAACCUGAUCUACAUGAAAAGAGCAUCCAGGAAAAAGUUGAAGUCCAAGCUGACCCAUGUGGACACACUUUUAUCCAUGAUGGAGAAGAAACAGCACGACCUGGCCCACUGCACGCCAGGACAGUAUCUGACCAUCUCACACAUCGGCUUCUACGUUAGCAAAGAUGACUCGCCGCCCGCCUCCGUGCGCGUGGAGACGACGCUGAAGAAGCUGUGCCACAAGCGGCGCAAGGAGGGCGCCGCGCCGGUCGUCACGACGUCGUUCGGCACCAACGAGGUGGUGGUGAACCCCAGCGAGGCGUCGGCGCCGCCCACUGUGCCCACCUCCUGCAUACCAGCCGAGAGCUUCUCCACGCAGAACGGCAGCGGCCCAAAGACGUUCGUGCUGGCGGUGCGCGUGUUUCCCUUGCCCGGCAACCGGGAGAACGAGGAGCCGAACCCGAAGCGGCGCAAGGUGGGGCGCGCCUCGUCGUCCGCGUCCGCGGCGGCGGCGUCGUCGUCGGAGCAGCUGCGCGCCGAGCUGGCGGUGACGGAUCGCGCCGGCCGCUGCCUGCUCUCGGACGGCGAGUACGACGUGCUGCUGACGGCCGAGGAGCCGCCGGCCCGCGAGACGCGCGCCGGCGCCGGCAGCCCGCGCAAGACCUCCUGGGAGAGCUUCGACGACGGCAAGGCUCCCGUACCACUCGACUCAUUCCAGUCAGCUCCCACGCUGAAGCUGCGGUUGGCCUGGACCAAUCAGAUGCCGCAGCCGACCGUCGAGAGGCCCCGCCCACUGCAGCCGCGAGACACCAAUCAGAUGGCGGCCGGCACCAAGAGGGGGCGGAGCAAAAAGGAAGAGUCGAGCAGCAGCGCCAAUAGCCGCGAGAGCUGGUCGGUGGACAAGGAGAAGCCGACGGGCGUGGAGCCGGCCUCGCCGCCGCCCCCGCCGCUCAUCCUCUACCAGUUCAUCUACGGGCCGGCGUCGCGCCAGCAGACGGAGGCGCGCCAGGACCUGCUCUGCCCCUGGUGCUCGCUCAACUGCCACAAGCUGUACCCGCUGCUGAAGCACCUGCAGCUGUGUCACGCGCGCUUCACCUUCUGCUACACGCCGUUCGCACGCGGCGCGCGCAUCGACGUGUCGCUGAACGAGUCGUACGACAGCUCGUACGCGGGCAACCCGCUGGACCUGGCGCGGCCGCCGACGGGCCGCUCGGGGCCCGGCCGCCGCACGCCCUCCACCAGCGUGCUGGUGUGCCGGCCGCGCCGUCAGAAGCCCAGCCUGGCCGAGUUCCAGCAGAGUGAGACGGAGGAGCGGAUGCGGCCGUUCGUGACCGGCCACAACCGGAUGUAUCACCGGACGGCCACCAACCUGGCCAUCCCGCCGGCCGAGCUGGCCUACGACUCGGAGGGCGAGCACGAUCACACGUGGCUGCGGACCAAGACGCGGCGCAUGAUCUACGAGUUCAGCGACGUCAACGAGGGCGAGAAGGCGCUCAUGGUCAUGUGGAACCUGCACGUGAUGAAGUACAAUUUCGUGGGCGACCUCCAGAUGCCCGCCGCGCUUAGCCUCUUCAUCGAACAGCACGGCGCCACCAUCGUCAACCGCAACCUCUACCGCAACUUCGUGCUGCACCUCUCCUCGUUGUACGACUUCGGCGUCAUCUCGCCCGGGCACAUACACCGGGCGAUCCAGCAGUUCCAGGAGCUGGUGGAGCGCGACGGCCUGUUGACCUCCACGCUCGUCAACAAUCUGCUGGGGGCCACCACCUGACCUGCGGCUGACGCCGGCGCGGCCCGUUGCCACCGCCGCCCCCGCCCCGGCAGCGGGCGGCGCACGCUCCACGUGGCUCGGCCCCACUAGACGACCGGCGCGGCCCACCGCCGCCGCCGUCGCCGCCGCUCGCCGGAAUGGCAGCGCGGCCGGAGAGUGCCGCAGGCAUGUGGAGAGGAGGCUGGGCGGCGGGCGCCGCCGAGGGUAUGGCUGGGAUAGCGGUGAUGAAUUGCGAUCAGAAUGAAUAGCGGUCAGCUGUAGUGAGUGGGACUGAGAGGGCCGUACGCGUCAGGUGAAGUCUGGAAGGGGUGUCGGUUCGGCUUGAAUAAGGUAAGGUGCGAUGAGGUGGGCUGUCGCGCGACGCCGGCUCCACAACGUGAAGAGAAAUACACGGUGGAGAAGGCCGAGGUCAGCGCACCGAGCGGACGCGGGCUGUCAAUACCGGUUCGAACCGGAUCAGACCGGCUCCGGGGCCGCCCCGCCCAACGCGCGGCUGGGUGAUCCGACCCCAGGCCUGGCCGACCGACCGUUCGACGGCGCCCGGUCUUGUGUGACGCCUGGCCGAGACACGCGCUCGGCUCAGGACCCCGCGGGCUCUGGCUGCCAGUGGGAGGGUCGUCAGAGUCGCCGGGGUCCGGUGGCUGGCAGGAGGCGCCGCCCGCCCCCC
Pollicipes pollicipes is the source of this 2644-nucleotide messenger RNA. RefSeq names its product polycomb protein suz12. Gene Ontology annotation, molecular function: chromatin DNA binding. Bases 64 to 1977 code for a protein of 637 amino acids. The transcript has 15 exons. NCBI's taxonomy places the organism in Eukaryota, Metazoa, Arthropoda, Thecostraca, Pollicipedomorpha, Pollicipedidae. Gene Ontology annotation, cellular component: nucleus; RSC-type complex; ESC/E(Z) complex. The record is from RefSeq and is a predicted model, not a curated record.